Molecule: messenger RNA, 2577 nt
Organism: Dovyalis caffra
Lineage: Eukaryota; Viridiplantae; Streptophyta; Magnoliopsida; Malpighiales; Salicaceae
Source: the annotation of a GenBank genome assembly
AUGUUUUGGAAGCUCACCGCUCUCUCUACCUCCUCUCCUGUGGAGUCAGUAUUAGACAAAGAAAAUUUCACUUUGGAAGAGCUUCUGGAUGAGGAAGAAAUAAUCCAAGAAUGCAAAGCUUUAAACACCCGACUCAUCAAUUUUCUGCGAGAUAGAGCCCAAGUGGAGCAGUUGCUCAGAUACAUCAUUGAGGAACCUUCAGAGGAUGCUGAAAGCAAACGAGCCUUCAAGUUCCCCUUCAUUGCUUGUGAGAUAUUUACAUGCGAAAUUGAUGUUAUUCUUAAAACUUUAGUGGAGGAAGAGGAGUUGAUGAACUUACUCUUCUCUUUCUUGGAACCAAAUCGGUCUCAUAGUGCAUUGCUUGCUGGGUAUUUCAGCAAAGUUGUUGUUUGCCUUAUGUUACGCAAGACAGUCCCACUUAUGAACUAUGUCCAAGCCCAUCAGGAUGUUUUUCGCCAACUUGUUGAUUUAAUUGGAAUAACAUCCAUCAUGGAGGUUUUGGUUCGGUUGGUAGGAGCUGAUGACCAUGUUUAUCCUAAUUUUACUGAUGUGAUGCAAUGGUUGGCUGACAGCAAUUUGCUAGAAAUGAUUGUGGACAAAUUGAGUCCUUCUAAUGCUCCUGAAGUCAAUGCUAAUGCAGCAGAAACAUUAUGUGCAAUAACUCGAAAUGCUCCAUCAGCCUUGGCUACUAAACUCUCUAGUCCAAGUUUUGUGGCAAGGAUAUUUGGUCAUGCAUUGGAAGAUUCACAUUCAAAAUCUGGUCUUGUCAAUUCACUUUCUGUUUGUAUCUCUUUACUGGAUCCAAAAAGAUCAGCAAUGUCUUCUCCCUUGAUGCAUUCUUUUCGAAGCCAACAUAUGUACGAGUCUCCAAUCCCUGUAAAUCCAGAGACUAUUAGUGCAAUGUUACCUAAACUUGGUGAUAUGCUUAUGCUAUUGAAUGUCCUGUCUGAUGAGAAGAUUUUGCCUACAACAUAUGGAGAACUGAAGCCUCCUCUUGGGAAACAUCGUCUAAAGAUUGUGGAAUUCAUUGCGGUGCUACUAAGAACUGGAAAUGAAGCCACUGAGAUGGAGUUGGUGAGCUCAGGAACCAUUAAAAGAAUUCUUGAUCUGUUCUUUGAGUAUCCAUACAAUAACGCUUUGCAUCAUCAUGUAGAGAGUAUCGUAAUGUCAUGUUUGGAGACCAAGAGUGACGCUAUGGUUGAUCAUCUUCUUCAAGAGUGUGGUUUGAUAGGAAAAUUUCUCCAAACAGAUAAAAACCCUGUAAUAUCUGAUGAUAUUAAUCAGCCAACUAUUCCUGCUGCUGGAAAACAAGCACCUCGAGCAGGAAACCUUGGACACAUUACACGAAUUUCUAACAAGCUUGUUCAGUUGGGAAACAGCAAUAGCCGCAUUCAGUCUUAUUUACAGGAAAAUAGCGAAUGGAAUGAGUGGCAAGCCAGUGUUUUGCAAGAGCGUAAUUUGGUUGAAAAUGUCUACCGAUGGGCUUGCGGGUAUACUCUUGCCUCAUCUGUUAUGCUUAUCCGCUCUCUAAAACACCGCCCAACAGCUUUGCAAGAUAGGACACGGGACAGUGACGAGGAUGACCUUCAUGACAGAGAUUAUGAUGUAGCAGCUCUAGCUAAUAACUUAAGCCAGGCUUUUAGAUACAAAAUAUAUGGGAACGAGGAUAAUGAAGAGGAUAGUGGGGGCCUUGAUCGGGAUGAUGAGGAUGUCUACUUUGAUGAUGAGUCUGCCGAAGUUGUUAUAUCAUCCCUAAGGCUUGGUGAUGACCAAGGAAGCAGUCUCUUCACAAAUUCAAACUGGUUUGCGUUCCAAGACGACAGAAUUGGUGAUGCACCUGGGAGCACAUCGCCUGGAGAGAUGAUGGAUCAGAUUAACUUAAAUGGAAAUGCAAAUGGUGGUAACAGCAGUAGUGAUGAUGAGGUGGUGGUGGGAGAGGAAGAUGAGUUGACCGAAAGCAAGGAUUCUGUCAAUGGCACAUCCACUUCCAACGCAGACCUCCUUGAUCAAUUUCCUGGGAGUGGUCCGGUUUCACAAAGUGGUGAUGCAAAUGCUCCUGAUACCAGCUUCUUCAAAUUUGAGACACCAGACAAUGAAGACUUGUUUGGAGAUAGGCCUUUACCUGAAUGGGUAGGAUGGGGAGAGCCAUCAGAUUUGCAAGUAGGGGGAUCAACUGUGAAUCCAUUUGUAGAUCAUGACAACUCUGAUGUCAAUCUUUCCAGCCAAGCUCAAGCAGAAACACCUGAUGCUAGUUCCCCAUCAAGUGGGGAAUCUAUACUUCCAAAUGGUUCAUCCCCCACCAAGGAUUGUAGUGAUGGUGGAUCAGUUAGCAGUGAUUCAAGUAAAAAAUCUCCCACCGUGCCUUCUUUGUUUGAAGAGGACGUUGAAUUUGUUGGUGUCGAAUUAGAAGGCUCCGAGAAGGCAAUGGAGCAAGCUCUCAAGGAGGGAAUAGUUGGUGAAGCGGGGCCUCUAAAGAGAAAUAUUGCACCAAAGGUGCCAGAGAAGGAAAAUUCCGAUGGUGCUGAGGCUGAGAAUAAGGAGUUCAAUGACGCAAACUAUUGGAGGAUUGAUCAAUAG